Arabis nemorensis is the source of this 2529-nucleotide messenger RNA. Lineage: Eukaryota; Viridiplantae; Streptophyta; Magnoliopsida; Brassicales; Brassicaceae. The record is from the annotation of a GenBank genome assembly.
AUGUGGGUUUGUGUCAAUUAUCAGAGAGAGCUUUGGAGUGCUUUCUUGGAAUCACAUUGCCUUGAGGAAGAAGACACAACAUUCACAAGGCCUCUAAACGAGAAAGAGAUUGCGGCUAACGAACCUGCGGAUUGGGAAUGUAUCAAUGAAACUACCGUAUUGUACAGAAACACGUUGCGCGAAGGCUCAAACAAUCCGUCUGCAUAUUCAUUUGAUAGAGUUUACCGAGGUGAAUGUCCCACUAGACAAGUUUACGAGGAUGGAACCAAAGAAAUCGCCAUGUCGGUUGUUAAAGGAAUCAAUUGUAGUAUUUUCGCAUAUGGCCAGACGAGUAGCGGAAAGACAUACACAAUGAGUGGUAUUACUGAGUUUGCUGUGGCUGACAUAUUUGACUAUAUAUUUCAGCAUGAAGAAAGGGCGUUUGUGGUGAAGUUUUCAGCUAUAGAGAUCUACAAUGAAGCCAUACGAGACCUGCUUAGAUCGGAUGGUACAUCGCUGAGGCUACGGGACGAUCCUGAGAAAGGGACCGUUGUUGAUAAAGCCACCGAGGAAACUCUAAGAGACUGGAAUCAUCUGAAUGAGCUUCUAUCUGUUUGUGAAGCACAGCGUAAGAUUGGCGAAACCUCAUUGAAUGAGAGAAGUUCAAGAUCUCAUCAAAUUAUUAGACUGUCAGUUGAAAGCUCUGCUCGUGAGUUCUUAGGCAAAGAAAACUCAACCACCCUCAUGGCUAGUGUGAAUUUCAUCGAUCUAGCGGGAAGCGAGCGUGCAUCACAGGCCAAUUCAGCUGGUGCAAGACUCAAGGAAGGUUGCCAUAUCAAUAGAAGUUUGUUGACUCUUGGAACCGUGAUUCGUAAACUUAGUAAGGGAAGACAAGGUCACAUCAACUUUAGAGACUCCAAGCUCACAAGAAUUCUACAGCCAUGCUUGGGAGGGAAUGCAAGAACCGCUAUCAUCUGCACUCUGAGUCCAGCGAGGAGUCAUGUAGAGUUAACGAGGAACACACUCUUGUUCGCUUGCUGUGCAAAGGAAAUUACCACAAAGGCGCGUAUUAAUGUUGUUAUGUCAGACAAGGCUCUGCUGAAGCAACUACAACGUGAGCUUGCGAGGCUUGAGACCGAGCUUAGAAACCCUGCCUCACCUGCCUCCAACUGUGAUUGUUCGAUGACUGCUAGGAAGAAAGAUCUUCAGAUACAAAAGAUGGAAAAGCAAAUCACAGAUUUGAGGAAACAGAAGGAUCUUGCUGAAUCUCGGCUUGAAGAUUUCAUGAGAAUGAUCGAGCACGGCGAGGCGUCAAAGUCUGGAACUCCGCAUUUCGGCAGCCACGCAGACAAGUGGGAGGAUGGUUCAGUAACAGAGACAUCAGGCGUGGUCGAUUCAGACACAAGGAGUUACAUGUCUACACCGGUUUCAAUAUCAAGACCUUAUGUUCGGUCUCACUCUGACGACGAUGACCUUGACGAAGAGUUGCCUACUAGGCGUUCGGUAGAUCAAUCAGAAGAAUAUUGCAGAGAAGUUCAAUGCAUUGAGAUUGAGGAAUCAGCCACAGUCUUUAAUAAUAACCACAAAGACAAAAGAGCAGAAGCUGAAAACGUUUUCGGUCGUAAUGAGGAUACUAAUGGCGAAGCGAGUGUUGACCAAAAUGUGAGGAUUAGAAGCUGGAGUAGUCGUAGAGAGACCGUGUCAGGCCUGAACACUCCUCCUGAGAACAUGGGGACAGACUACCUUGGAAGACCUGAGAGUCACAAGCUUGUGUUUCCUGAUUUAGAUUUUGGUUCUGUUGUGUCGAGGAAUGAUUCUAUGUCUUCGUACGGUAGCGAUUCCACAGAGGGUCAGAGCAUUAGAACACCGCUGGGAGAAGAAGGAGGUAUCACUAGCAUCCGGACUUUUGUUGAAGGGCUUAAGGAAAUGGCUAAGCGUCAAGGCGAGGUCUCAAGUGCAAUGGAUUCUGUGAGGGACAUUGGUCUGGAGGACUCGAUGGACGAGGAAUUUGAGAGACAGAGGCAAGAGAUUUUGGAGUUGUGGCAAAUCUGUAAUGUCUCUUUGGUGCAUAGAACAUACUUCUACUUGCUUUUCAAAGGAGAUGAAGCGGAUUCAAUCUAUAUCGGAGUAGAGCUAAGAAGACUUUUGUUUAUGAGAGAUAGCUUCUCUCAGGGAAACCAAGCUUUAGAAGGAGGAGAAACCUUAACACUGGCUUCAAGCCGAAAGGCGCUUCACAGGGAGAGAAAGAUGCUGAGCAAGCUUGUUGGGAAAAGGUUUUCAGGAGAAGAGAGGAAGAGAAUCUAUCACAAGUUUGGGAUCGCGGUUAACUCGAAACGCAGGCGGUUACAGCUUGUGAACGAGCUAUGGAGCAAUCCAAAGGAUAAGACUCAGGUUAUGGAAAGUGCAGAGGUUGUAGCUAAGCUUGUGAGGUUUGCUGAACAAGGCAGAGCCAUGAAAGAGAUGUUUGGUCUGAGUUUUACGCCUCCUUCAUUCUUUUCGUCAGCUCGGAGAUCGUAUAGUUGGAGAAAAAACAUGCCUACGCUUUUCUAA